GCUCGGCGGCUGCUACCGCUGGCGACCGCACGGGAGAAAGAUGGGGACCGCAAUCCGGGCUUCGCAAAGGACCAUCGUGGAGGCGAGAGCGGGGCAGAGACUCGGCGUGUGACUUGGAGCGCAUCAGGGGAUGAUGAACGAGGGGAUGGGAGAUAGCUAACGGGGCUCUCUCUCUGCGUCCGGUCCGCGGAGGCGCACGUCGUGGGGCCCGAGAGGCUCGGUCGACAGCGGCAGCACCGAGCUAGUCUCGGGCCAUGAGAAGCGCGCAGACCGCCCGGCCCCGGGCUGCCGUCGUGGCUGGCUGCGUCCUGCCGAGCUGAGAGCGUGGGGCGAAGAGGGGUGCGGGCGGCCGGGCUGCGCCCGAGCGCACCGCCAUGGCAAGGGAGGAGUGCAAGGCGUUGCUGGACGCUCUCAACAAGACGACCGCAUGCUACCACCACUUGGUGCUGACCGUCGGCGGCUCGGCGGACUCGCAAAACCUGCGCGAGGAGCUGCAGAAGACGCGCCACAAGGCACAGAAGCUGGCGGUGGCCAUCCGCGCCCCGCUGACAGCCGCACUUCGCGACCGGGGCCUGGCGGCCGAGGAGCGCGCGGAGUUCGAGCGCCUCUGGGUGUCCUUCUCCGGCUGCCUGGACCUGCUGGAAGCCGACAUGCGGCGUGCGCUGGCUCUCGGCACCGCGUUCCCGCUGCACACUCCGCGGCGGCCGCUCGUGCGCACCGGCGUCGCGGGCGGCUCCGCGGGAGUAGCGGCGCGCGCCCUGAGCGCCCGCAGCCUGCGGCACGAGGCGGAGCGCGACUUCGAUGUGGACGACCUGCGCGAGCUGGAGCAGGAGAUCCUUCAGGUGAGCGAGAUGAUCCACGACAUGGAGAUGAAGGUCAACGUGCCCCGUUGGACCGUGCAGGCCCGCCAAACGGCGGGCGCCGAGCUCCUGUCCAGCGCCAGCGCCGGCGCCUCCUCGGUGGGCGGCGUGUCUGUACAGGAGCGCAGCGGGCCUUGCGACGUGAGCAAGGCCCUAGCCGCCACCGUUUUCAGCGCUGUACUGCUGGCAGCCGUGGCCCUGGCCGUCUGCGUGGCGAAGCUGAGCUGACCGACACAAGACUGUACCCACCGCUACCGCUCCCUCCCGGGAGACAACCCUCGGGAACGACCGCCACUGCCUGCACUCUGGAUGGGAGUGGAAUCUGGCAUGUUUAAGGGAAGGGGUUCUAAACGUGUGUGUGUGUGUGUGUGUGUGUGUGUGUGUGUACACCUCUGCCUUGGCGGAAACAUGAUUUCCUUGUGCUGGCCCGGGAGGAGUUAAUUUUACGCGGGCGCCAGGGCAUUACCGCUAAUGUAUGCAGCAGCUUUAUCCCCUAUUAAUAGAAAACCAUCCACAAUUACCCCAGAUUCCAAGUUAAUGGGUUACCGCGUGUGCAGCUGGGGCACGUUUACACUGAGUCGGAGUCCGGUGCCCCCACCCCUACCAGCGAUUCCCACUGUCCGUGUGGGGCGGUUUGAAGGGGGGGGGAGAUGAGAUGAAAUGAAGUGGGGGGGGUGUUGUUUUGCUCCUCUGUGUGGGUGGCAAUUUUGUUUCCUGGACAAGACUAUAAGACGAUGUAAGCAGGUUUUAUUACCUUAAUCCUUUGGGGCCUAAGCUUAGGAGAGUGCGCAAAGAGACGUUCGUGCAAAGUGCUUUCUCUAUGGCGCACAAUUGCGCUUCUUGGUAGAGUUUAUCCAUCAGUUACCAAAGGCAGCCAGAAGAGGUUUGGGGUCGAGACCUCCCCCGCAAGUUCUGACCCUGCUUAGGAAGCCAGAGAAAGCACGUCGAACCUGCCCUCACGUGCUCAGAUCCAUUGCACACACUUGCCUAUGAAAAGGGCUCCCCCCCCCCCCCCGUCAGCCUGGAAGAGGUACAAACCUGGGAAAGGGACGUAUGCUCUUAAAAGAGGCACUUUCUCCUUUGUCAGGGUUUAUUUUUGUUCCAGAACUAGACCAGAGUGUUGGAUCCUCCUGUGGGGGAGGGCUGCAGAAUCCUCUUUGAAGCUGCUAAUCCUAUCUAUCCCUUGGUAUUUGCGUGCUAGCCGCGAGGAGAGCUGGCUCUGGAGGAAGGGGCGCGGCUCCCCGACCCUCACACUGACCUCUGAGAGGGUAAACCUCACUGUCGCUUGUCAGUUUGAGCCAGUUAGCCAGGAGACUGGGUUAGAAUGCAAACGCUUCGACCCAGAAUUUCAGCAGCUUUUUAAAAACAAUAACCAUUUGAAAGAAAAACCAUGUAACAGCAUUCUGUCCCAUCAAAGCUGGGGUUUUUUGUAAAACACAUUUGGCCGCAAAUCAAUACGUGCCAGUGAGUCAAACAUAGUGAGUGGUCUUUACUUAUAUACUUAAGUUGGGAAAUCUACAUCUAUUAUUAAAAUAGACCUUCUUGAAGGCAUGAGGUUAUAGCAUAAACUACCAGAACCACAGUGUGGAUAACAGAAGUUGAGUGGGCCCUGCUUCUUUCGCUCAAUAGACAAGGAAGGUGGAAAACCUGGGCACCCAGACUGGAGUUUACCUGAGCAGCGCCUCUGAGCACCACCUCUGCCUGUGGUGCAGAGAGAGCAUCACUGGGGGAAUACGGCUGAGAAAACACAUGCAUUUAAGUCUCCAAAGAUAAUUUGGAAUAAAACCCAAGACUUUGGUUUGGCUGAAAACUUACAAGGAUUUUUUUUUUUUUACCCUAAAAGUGGGAAAAGGGACCAGAGGGAAUCGAUGGUUUCACAAGGACAGGCAGGAGGGCCAAGGAGUAGCGAGCAGCAGAUACCAGUAGUGAAUCCUUGGCAGUCCUAGGGGCUACCCUUCCAGCCCAACUUCCUCGCACCCUUCCCGAGCACGCAGAUUCCAGGACUUCAUGGUCAAAGUAUGGGAUCUGUUUGUGUGUGUGUAUGUGUGUGUGUGUGACGAUGGUGUUAAAACAGCCACAAGGUCUUAAGCCGAUUAAAAGUUUUAUGACCUUAACUAAUAAAAGGAACACCUUCUGCCUCAUCUGAA
This is a messenger RNA of Hyaena hyaena (striped hyena), 3007 nucleotides long. It is a transcript of the gene RGS9BP, whose product is annotated as regulator of G protein signaling 9 binding protein. The record is from RefSeq and is a predicted model, not a curated record. The coding region runs from base 375 to 1088 and encodes 237 amino acids. The transcript has a single exon. Gene Ontology annotation, biological process: G protein-coupled receptor signaling pathway; detection of light stimulus involved in visual perception. Gene Ontology annotation, cellular component: photoreceptor outer segment; neuron projection. NCBI's taxonomy places the organism in Eukaryota, Metazoa, Chordata, Mammalia, Carnivora, Hyaenidae.